AUGAGAUUUUUAAUGAACAUCUGCAUGUUAUGCCCUGAUGGCUUUUGGCACCGGAACAUUUUGGUGAGCCCGUUUCCACUUUUAUCGGUCGAGAUGGAUAAGAACCCAGGUAAAAUACAAUUUUUCGGUUGA
Colletotrichum truncatum is the source of this 132-nucleotide messenger RNA. RefSeq lists its product as uncharacterized. The record is from RefSeq and is a predicted model, not a curated record. NCBI's taxonomy places the organism in Eukaryota, Fungi, Ascomycota, Sordariomycetes, Glomerellales, Glomerellaceae.